This is a messenger RNA of Dunckerocampus dactyliophorus (ringed pipefish), 7443 nucleotides long. Its product is annotated as sodium-coupled neutral amino acid transporter 3-like. Bases 771 to 2336 code for a protein of 521 amino acids. Gene Ontology annotation, molecular function: L-histidine transmembrane transporter activity; L-asparagine transmembrane transporter activity; L-glutamine transmembrane transporter activity. The record is from RefSeq and is a predicted model, not a curated record. NCBI's taxonomy places the organism in Eukaryota, Metazoa, Chordata, Actinopteri, Syngnathiformes, Syngnathidae. Gene Ontology annotation, biological process: histidine transport; amino acid transmembrane transport; asparagine transport. The transcript is spliced from 17 exons.
CUGACGAGCUGAGAGAACGGACUCAAUAAAAAUCCCUGGAGCUGCGCGUGCAUGAUGACCUAGAAAUGGAACACAUAGGGCGCGUGCAUAGGAGGCGUGUGGGUGGGCACUGUGCACGUUGUUGAUUGCGUAGCACAUCAAGACGUCGCAAUUGGUGAUUUAAAGGGGAAGUUUUAAUGAAAUGCACGUUGCCUCGCGCGUUAUGACCAAUUAUUUUUAGACGAUUUGGCGACCUUCCAACCUGCCAACUACAUCAACGUGUCAUUAGGAUCAGCAUUGAUAAACCAUUAGAAAGGCGCGCGUGGCAAACGGAGGUGGGAGGGGUGGAGGGGCGCUGGGGGGGGAGGCGGGGUAGUCGUGUCCUCCAUCAACAUUCUCAACAAUCAUCUUUUUUUUUUUUUUUGUAUUAUUGGAGUGGUCCUUCGUGCGUGUGUAAGAGCGAUAGGCGGACCUCUGUCCUCUUCACAUCCCACUUUGGAGGAGAUUACAGCCGCCAUAGAGUAAAAAGGUGGUGGUGGGGGGGAACACAUGACAUUAACGCAGGGGACGUUGGACGGGCAGGACCACACGCCACUGGCUCGAGGCGGAGGAAGCUCUCGUGUGGACAUAUUCCACAGUUGGAGGACACUUGGACUUCUCCGGUAAGACACCGACGAGCUAACUAUCGUAUUGCGGAAAACAAGAAGCGUAUCCCCCCAGCCACAACUGAAAGGGGUUUCUGCAGCCGCGUCCUUUGCGUCGACAUCCGUCAUCCGGGCGGCAGACAAGACAUGGGUGAGGACAAACCUGCCGAGAGCGCGGACAGCGCCCCUGCUGAGAUGAAUGCCAUUCCUAACGGGAAGGGUCACGAGACGGGGGAUGAGAUCACCGCUUCGGCCAAAACAUCGCCUGCGGAAGACGGAGCCAAGGAAUCCAACAGCCCCCAGAAUGUUAGUCCACACAGAACCGAGAACACGGAGGCCAACCUCCCAGAGGGCCAGGAGUGCUUAUCACGCGGCGACAACAAGAAUACGACGACAUUUACCGACUUUGAGGGAAAAACCUCAUUCGGGAUGUCCGUCUUCAAUUUGGGCAACGCUAUCAUGGGAAGCGGAAUCCUGGGACUGGCGUACGCCAUGGCCAACACGGGGGUGGUCCUCUUUUUGGUCCUCCUUACGGCGGUGGCAGUACUUUCCUCAUAUUCAAUUCACUUACUGCUCAAGUCUUCUGGUAUUGUAGGUAUCCGUGCUUAUGAGCAGCUGGGCUACAGAGCGUUUGGCACUCCCGGGAAGAUGGCGGCAGGCAUCGCCAUCACGCUGCAGAACAUCGGAGCCAUGUCCAGUUACCUGUACAUCGUCAAGUAUGAGUUCCCGCUGGUCAUCCAGGCCUUCCUCAAGGUGGACAAGCCUGCAGGUGAAUGGUACCUGAACGGCAACUACCUCGUGAUCAUCGUGUCCAUCGCCAUCAUCCUGCCGCUGGCGCUCAUGAAGCAGCUAGGGUACCUGGGAUACACCAGCGGCUUCUCCCUGAGCUGCAUGGUCUUCUUCCUCAUCUCGGUCAUCUACAAGAAGUUCAACACCCCCUGUCCGUUUGUGGACUUCGCCAUCAACGCCAUGGCCGCCGGACCCAACGUCACGCUUCCCGGCGGGGAGGACGACCCCGCUUGCGUUCCCAAAAUGGCCAACCUCAACUCGCAAACCGCCUACACCAUCCCCAUCCUGGCCUUUGCCUUUGUGUGCCACCCUGAGGUCCUGCCCAUCUACACAGAGCUACGCAACCCCACCAAGAAAAAGAUGCAGCACGUGGCCAACAUCUCCAUCGCAGUCAUGUACAUCAUGUAUUUCCUGGCUGCUCUCUUUGGAUACCUGACCUUCUAUGGGGAAGUGGAGGCGGAGCUGCUUCACACGUACAGUCGCAUCGACCCGUACGACACGCUGAUUCUGUGCGUGCGAGUCGCCGUGCUCACCGCCGUCACGCUCACGGUGCCCAUCGUGCUCUUUCCUGUGCGGCGGGCCAUCCAGCAGAUGAUGUUUCCCAACCAGACCUUCAACUGGCCGCGCCACGUCGCCAUCGCCUUCACUCUGCUCACCUUCAUCAACCUGCUGGUCAUCUUCGCCCCCAACAUCUUGGGCAUCUUUGGGGUCAUAGGUGCCACAUCUGCACCUUGCCUGAUCUUCAUCUUCCCUGCUGUCUUCUACAUUCGUAUCGUACCCAAAGAGGAGGAGCCGCUGCACUCGCCCCCCAAAGUCAUGGCGGCGUGCUUUGCUGGGAUUGGCUUCCUGUUCAUGAUCAUGAGUCUCAGCUUUAUCAUCAUUGACUGGACUUCAGGCACCAGCAAAGCCAGCGGUGGCCACUAACCAGGCAGGCCUCCGCCCUCGUCCGAGUCUUCAACUUGUCUUUGUUUUAUUUGUUUAGUUUGGGCGUUGUCGGUAUUGACGGUUUUACUGUGGGUCGCGUUCUGUCUUCCGUAGAGGAUACCGGCGGCGGACGAGGAAUCGCGCGGUGAGUUCAGGAAGACUCCGUGUCCCCCGCACACAUGCAACUCUGUACUGUACGUCUUAGCACACGGCUCCGGUGAAUAAAGAUGCGGAGCAACAAUGUCGGAAGCUGCCGUCUUUAUGCACCUGUCACGGUGCUGGAUGGCAAGUCAUGCAAUACUCAAACCUGCCACUCUUUUUAGCGUCCAAACGUCCGACUACAGCUGACAUCUGCAACCUCCAUCUUCCUUCCAAGCACUUGUGUAGCACAACUUCAAGAUACAUUCCUUCCUCCACAAGAUAUAUUUGUAUCAUCAAACAAAGCUCCUAUUACAAUUGAGCCAUCACAGUACCGUAGUCACUCGGAUAUCGGACGGUGUUUUUACCCGAGGGAUGCUCCGAUCGAUCAACGACUGACAAUUUCCGUGAAAAAGCACGUGAUCGGCGUAUGCUGAUGAAAGCCUUUCAGCGCCGAUCACCUGUGGCUUGAUCCUUGAAUGCCGCUCGACUUUUUUGCCAAGACAAAAACAAACAUGUCUGCCGUGUGGAACUUACCCGCCAACGCGUGCCACGGAAAAUAUCUGGCAGGGGGUGGCAUGUUGAAAAGCCUGAACUUAAUACGGCAUUUGAACACUCGACCGAGUGUGCUGAGUUUGACAAAGCGCCACAUGUAGAUAUGCUCAGAAGCUACAAAUAUUUCAAGAAAAAAAGCGUCUCACCUUUGUCACGUAGGUGAAAAAGCAUGUGAUUAACUCAAUCAAUCCCAGCCAUUUUUCAAAAGGCAACCCCUUCAGUAGCGGCCAUUUUAGAGCAUUUAGACUGAUCAUUCAAGGCACACAGAAUAUUGUGUUGUAUGGCGAUAUCAACAUGGAACCUACCGAAAGAAGGAUUAGACUCGCAUCUUUCAGGAAAAAAAGUUAGUUUGUACCUUUUUGCGUUCGUUAGUAAUCAGCAGUAGAACACAGAGCAGGUAGGUUUCAGGAAAGAAAAGGGAGAAUGGACCAGCUUUUUCAAUGACUUCAUAUCAGCUUCGCUCUGUUUUAUUUUCCAAAUGUUUCAACUUUCUUCGUAAAUAUUCUUCACACGUUUUCUUUUCGUAAUAUUAUGACUUAUUUCCACAAUAUUAUAACUUUUUCCCACAACCUCAUUUUAAUUUUUUUUUUUAAAUGACGUAUUUUUUUCUUUAAUAUUUCAUCUCUGUGCUAAUAAAAUUACAUUAUUUUUUCUUGUAAUAUUUGGACUUCAUUCUGGUAAAAUUACUGCUGUUUUUUUCCAUUUCUACUGUUUAAUUUUCCAACUAUUUCCACUUUCUUCUUGUCCGUUUUCUUUUCUUAAUUAUGACUUUAUUCCCAUAUUUUGACUUUUUCUGCAACCCAAUUUUCUUUGUUUGUUGCUAAUAUUCUGACUUUUAGCGUAUUUUUUCUUGAAUAUUUCAAACUUUUUCUGCAACAUAAUUGUCCCAAAAUGACAACUUUAUUCAUUGUUUUGUUUCUUUUCUCAUGAAAAGAACACAUCUUUUAUUUUUUAAUAUUUCAACUUUAUGCUACUAAAUUGAGGUUAUUUUUCCUCAUAAUAUUAUGACGUUAUUCUUAUAAAUUUCCCAACCUAAUUGACUCAUUUUAUUAUUUUUUUAAUACAUAUUUUUUCUCUAAUAUUUCAUCUGCAUGCUAAUAAAAUGACGUUAUUUUUUUCUUUAUGUUUUCACUUUAUUCUUGUAAAAUUACAGCUUUUUUUUCAUUUCUGCUUAUUAAUUUUUUAACUAUUUCAACUGUUUUCUUCUACUUUUUGUUCUCCUAAUUAUGACUUCAGUCUGAUAAUAUUUGGACUUUAUUCUCAUAACAUUAUCACUUUUUCCACAACCUAACUGUCCAAAAAUGACAACUUUAUUCAUUAUUCUCAUGAUAUUAUAAUUUAGAUUUUUAUUUUUAAUAAUUACCCAUUUUUUGGGUCCCCUGACGGUCCGGGGAGCUUGGAAUUGUCCUAAUUUUACAGCCUGAUACGGCACCCCUGGCCAAUAACACUCAUCGGCCGAUUUCACUCAUGGAUGAUUGGUAUCGGAAUCGGCAGCAUAAAACCCUGAUCGGAGCAUCUCUAUUUAAAACAUGAUUUUUUUUCCCAUUUUUGUGUCCAUUUUUGUCCAAAACGGCUCUGAAAAAGGGGGGUCCGUCCUACGUUCAGGGUCGUCUUAUAUUUGGGUCAUUACAGUACUACUUAAAAUGAAUAGCUAAAGUGUUUUUAUUGCUGUCAUUAUUAUUUUUGCGUAUACUGAAGACCUCAAGAAAAUUACCUCUAAGUGUUUCUCCUCUUUUUGGAUUGUUUUGUGUCUUUGAGAGUUUCCCAAGAUAAGCAAAACAACAGGGUCCGUUUUUUUGUUUUUUUUAACAUCGUGUGUGUCUUUACUACGGGGGCGACGCUGCGCGUUUGCCCCUGUCGGCCACCGUACUUCACUCAUGUCUACAUUCAAGCAAUAGAUUGGACAUGCAAUCUGGAAUAGUUAGCAUCAGCACUUUCUUUGACAAAGCACAACAUCUUGCAGCCGUCCUUAAGGGAAAAGUGCACUUUUUUCCACAAUCCUUAUGUGAGACAUGAACACACACACGUCUUUCUCUGUUGUGUGCGUUCUAAACAUAUAAAAACAGCUAAAAAGAGGCUGCUAAUUAAUGCACGUAAUGGGACGCUCCAAUAUGUAGCGUUACCUUUCGCUCGUGGCCUGAGGCAUUGUGAGCGAGAGUUUGGUGAAGCUAGUGACUAUCCGGCUAGUAACUGGCGUGGUGUGGCGAGGUGUCACUACGCCAGUAACGUAGUUCUUGGGCGUAACAAUGUCGAUAACAAUCAUAAUAACAAUGUCGCCGCAGCUUGGUUAUUAUGCAGCUCACAUUAUGGAAAUGGAGCCUUGUUGGAGGCGGAAUAGGUGCGUCCCAUUACGUGCAUUCUUAGCUGCCUCUUUUUAGCUGUUUUUAAGGAUUAAGGAUUGUGGAUGAUAGGCAAAAUUAAAAAAAAACGCAGUUUUCCUUUGGGGGGGGACAUGUUUCCUGCACUUUUUCAAAAGGCCGUUUUGGUCCUCUGUAUUUUUACCGUCUAAAAACUGAUGUCACGCUAUAUGGUCGUCCCUCGCAAUAUCGCGUUUUUUCAGAAAAUGUAUUAAUUACUAAAUGAUGGCUCUUUUACUGUAUGGUAGACUAUUAUUAGUCAAAACAUAUGUAAAUACAAGUGAUAUGUAGCAUUGUGGUCACUAGGCGAGUUUUUUCUCGUAAAUUUCCGACUUUAGUCUAAUAAGAUUACAAGUUUUUUCUCAUAAAUUUAUGACUUUAUUCCUGUAAAUUUCUGACUUUAUUGUCAUAAGUUUCUGACAUUUCUCGGAAAUUUACAACUUUAUUCUCAUAAAUUUACGACUUUUUUUCUCAUAAAUUUACGACUUUAUUCUCGUAAUAUUACAACUUUUUUCUUGUAAAUUCAUGACUUUAUUCUCUUAAAUUUCCAACUUUAUUCUCAUAAAUUUAGGACUUUAUUACGACUUUAUUCUCGUAAUAUUACAACUUUUUUCUCGUAAAUUUACGACUUUAUUUUAGAAAUCUCCGAUUUUUUUUUCUUUCAAUCCCAGCCAUUUUUCAAAAGACAAAAGCCCCCAUACUCCGUCGUAGGAACCAAUUCCCGCUAUAUACGAGGGACGACUGUAUUAAAAGGAGGCCUGUCAAGCACUAGGACCAAGCGCAGACAACGGUCGCCCAAGCUGAAGCCUCUUUCACUUUAGACUGCCGCCAAGCUCAUCGAUUGGCUCAGCCGUUUUUAUGGGGUGGGGUGGGUUUAACGUGAUUGGCUUUCCCCGCUGUCAUUCCACAAGCACCCUUGGACUUCAACCCAGGUGUUUUUGUUCGGAGUUCGUCGUCAUCUUGCGUUCGUUCCGCCUGGGUGACGUCAGCUAAACGGACUUUAACAUCAUUUCCGGUAACAUUUGAGUCUGUGCCUGUGUGCGCGUGCGUACGUGUGUCUGGUCGCCCUCCCCCCCACACAUGCUGUAUUAGUAGAUCCGAUGUAAAUUCCACAAGAGUAGAAAUAUGUGACUGUGGAUGUCAGAAGAAUUAUGACUUAACAAAGAGUCUCUGCAGUGUUUAUUUUUUUAGACGUAGAAAAAGCAAUUCAGUCAAUAUCGUCGUGUUUAUGAAAGACAACGAAAUGAUAGUGGCGGUCGUACAGUAUAUACUCAAAUCGCAAGCACAUUCAGAGUUUGUUGGCUGAACUGCAGUGUUUCAAUACAAGAGUGUGGUCAGUGAUAGAUAACAUGCUGCUCGGAAUCAUUAGCGGUCUCGUCUGCCUUUCUACGUGUCAUCUUUUUUUGUUUUUUCGAAAGGACAGUAUUGUUCUCAUAUUUGAAUCCCUGUGUCCACAUGCAUCAUGAAUGACUUGUGAUUUCUGCUAGAUGUUGUAGCUGUGUGUAUGUACGAACACUGACAUUUGAAAUGUUUUAAUAUUCCAUGCAGACUUAAUUCCACUGCAAAAAGAGAAGUACAAUACUAAUCGCGGUGUGAUAUUGUGUGUUGAUGCAAGAUGACCUCUAUAUGAACCCUUACGUCACAUCUCAGUGAGCCUCUUUGUGAUUGAGCAUAUUGGCCAGCAUUUAUAAAUACAUGUAAAUACAUGUACACCCUUUAUAUUCUAUAUGCAUAUCUAGUUUGUAUAAUGUACAUAGCAGUUGUAGCUUUAGUCCUAUCAAAUAAAAAAUAUAUACGUUUAAUCAUUUUCAAAGUGCUUUUAAACCUUUUUGUCCUUCAAUUGGUGUCUAUUUUUCUCAAUAUUUUAAUAUGUCGCUGGCAGUAUUGUACUGUAAACAAUGUUGCAAUAAAGAUAAUGAAGUCACGCGUGUAUUUGUUGUCUCCUGUGAUUACACGUACAUUUGUUUUGCUGAAUUGUUUCAUUUAGAAAAUAACAUGCACUUACUUUACAGUUCAUUCGCUACACCAGUGUUUUCUCAUUUCAUCCACUAUGAGAA